ACUACUACUACUAUUACUACUACUACUACUUCUACUACUACUACUACUACUACUACUACUACUACUACUACUACUACUACUACUACUACUACUACUACUACUACUACUACUACUACUACUACUACUACUACUACUACUACUACUUCUACUACUACUACUACUACUACUACUACUACUACUACUACUACUGCUGCUGCUGCUGCUGCUGCUGCUGCUGCUACUACUACUACUUCUAUUACUACUACCUCUACUACUACUGCUACUAAUACAACCACCACUACCAUAACCACCUCCCAUAGCCACAGCAACAACUACCCCUACAAGUACAACUACCACUUUCAAACUACCACAACCACCCCAACCACCACAACCAAAACCACUACAACACCACCAUCACCAAUACCACUCCUACUACCACCACUACUGCUACCACCGCUACUACUACUGCCAUCACUAACACCACCACCCACUACUACCACUUCUACUUCACCACCACACUACCACACCACUACUAUCAACCUCAACACAACAACCCCCACCACCACAACAACCACUACUACGACCACAACCACAACCACAACCAACAUUACACUCACCACCACCACCAUUACAACCAACAUCAACACCACCAUAACCACCACUAUCACAACCAUCACCACACCUACCACACCACCAAAACAUCCUCAACACCACUACCACAGCCACCAAAGGUAUCACUACUAUAACUAUUACUAUAACAGCCACCACACCCAUCACUAUCUCCGUUACCACAACAACCUUGAUCCCCCUACAAGAACCACCUGAACCACCAUCACCACAACCAUGACUACUACCACAAGCAGUACCACAACUACCACCACCACUACCACAACAUCCACUACCAGCACCAUAACAGCCACCACAACUACUACCACCGCCACCAUAUCCAACACCAUUACUACCAGAGCCACCAGCUCCACCUCCACCUCCACCAGGGCCAUCACCGUCACUAACGCUAUCACUACUAACAAUUCAACUACCACCACUUCCACAAAAACCAGCACCACAAUUAGAACCACCGGCAUCACUGCCGCUACCACAACCACAACCACUACUAUUACAUCAACCAAAGCCAAAACCAGCAUCAACACAAUUACCACAACCAGCACUAACACCACAACCACAAUAACCAUUACAACCACCAUUACCAAUAAAAUUAAUAUUUCUACUAUUACUACCAUUACUUCUUCUAAUAAUGACAACAAUAAUGAUAAUUAUUAUAAUGACAAUAACAAUAUAAACUUAUCCUUAAAUUUUAACCAAACUUUGUUCCUUCUUGGGUCAAGGGCUUAUAACAGCUUGAAAGCAGUGAAAUUCUUCAUCCCUAAGCUGAUAUGCCUAAGCCAUACUUACUUGACUACUGGAGUAGACUUUCUCAAGGUCUGGUUCUGGAUGGAUGUGUUCUUUAAGUACCGAGGCAUGGCAAGCGGAUCACCUUGCGUGGUGUCCUGUGACAAAUGA
Molecule: messenger RNA, 1500 nt
Organism: Pocillopora verrucosa
Lineage: Eukaryota; Metazoa; Cnidaria; Anthozoa; Scleractinia; Pocilloporidae
Source: RefSeq, a predicted model, not a curated record